AUGUCUAGCAACGGACAUAUGAACGACUACUGCCUAUUCCCCUCGAGGGAGGAGUUCCUGAAAUCUGGCCUAGUAAAUGCUGCUACGCCACAGAUCCUCGUGGCGGAGGAGCAAUGUGACCAUUGCUGGGAUGACAUCGACACCAGCGAGAACGAGAAGUGGCAAGGUACGAUCGUAAUCCCCCAUUGCUGCUUCCAGAGGCAUCUUUACAAGGUCUACCACAGACCUUGCAUGGCCGAGUACCUUGACCAGACGGUCAAGGGAUAUUGCCAAGAAGUCUGCCCCAACCCACAAUGCAGGCAGCGUCUAUUCCCUCGGACGAAGGCAAAGCGGUCAAACUCCAUGGCCAUUAGCCAGUCCUUGGGGUCGUCUCGUCGCACUUCGGAGGGAGCGGUCAAGAAGCCUUCUUUCUUCCGGAGGCUGUCCCAGACGCUGGGGCUCUCCAAGUCUAAGAAGGAAGUGCAGGUUGAUUACGGAGGCGUCAUCAUUGAUGACGAGUCUCCUCGCCCUGACUUCUUCAUGAUCAGCAUUACGGACCCUGUCCAGGUUGUCAGGGAUGCCAUGAAGAAAGUAACCAUCCCUGCAUUUGUCGGGGGGAAUUUGACCGUGCAAAUGGAGCACGAUCUCGUGAAUGCCAUCACAUUGAACGAGAACCAGAUCGUGGAAUCGUCACAGUGGCGACAGCUCCUGCUCCAGAUGACUUUGUCCCGUCUGGAGCGUGCGCGUAAGGAGCAUCCGAACGCGCACCACCCCGAAGAUGCCCGCCCAGGGGAGGUCCUCAUCUGGGCGAGGAAGAUUGCACGGGGCAUUGAGGCCCACUGCGAAGCCAGGUCCAGCGCCGUUGACUCUGGUUCAGAGGCGUCGCCUGCUUCGUCGUCCAACACGAGCGACGACGAGAGGCGCCCGCGUAGGUACCCCCCAGAUUAG
Aplosporella prunicola CBS 121167 is the source of this 927-nucleotide messenger RNA. RefSeq lists its product as uncharacterized. The record is from RefSeq and is a predicted model, not a curated record. Lineage: Eukaryota; Fungi; Ascomycota; Dothideomycetes; Botryosphaeriales; Aplosporellaceae. The coding region runs from base 1 to 927 and encodes 308 amino acids. The transcript has a single exon.